Messenger RNA from Passer domesticus (house sparrow), 2071 nucleotides. It is a transcript of the gene NSUN5, whose product is annotated as NOP2/Sun RNA methyltransferase 5. NCBI's taxonomy places the organism in Eukaryota, Metazoa, Chordata, Aves, Passeriformes, Passeridae. Gene Ontology annotation, biological process: rRNA base methylation. Gene Ontology annotation, cellular component: nucleolus. The coding region runs from base 150 to 1727 and encodes 525 amino acids. Gene Ontology annotation, molecular function: RNA methyltransferase activity. The transcript has 10 exons. The record is from RefSeq and is a predicted model, not a curated record.
UGGCCAGGAUGAUGGGGGUGACCGGGGUCACUGACUGGCCGGGGCAACCAGAGCGGCCGAGGUCACUGUGGUGAUGGGGUGGUCGGGGUGGGCAGGGCGGACACGGUGGCUGGGAUCACCGGGGUAACCGGGGUGACUGCGAUGAUGGUAUGGCCGGGGUGACCGGGCCCUUCCGCCGGCGCUGCCCACCUCGCAGCGCCCGCACGGCGCCGUUCCGCUCCGCUCCGUGCGCUCUGCCCGCCCUGCCCCGGACACCGAGCUGGGAGCGGGGCCGCGCUCGCCCCCUGCGGCCCCGGAGGCCGCGGCGGAAGCGGCGCGGGGCGCACAUGGCGCUGUACAGCGCGGCGGCCGCGGUGCUGGCGGGGCUGGAGCGCGGCGAGGGCGGCCUCAAGAGCCUCGUGUACAACAGCGGCUUCCCGCAUGUCCGGCAGCUGUACGCGCUGGUGUCCGAGACGCUCCGCUACGCCUCGGUACUGGAGAAGCUGCUGGAUGGAGCCGCACUGCUGCAGGCCGAAAAGAAGCUUGCGCCGCAGCUGGCGAAGGUCUUGGUGUAUGACCUGCUCUUCGGCAAGGGCCUGAAGUGCGGGGGCCGGUGGAAGGCCCUGGCCCGGCGGCACCGGGCACGGCUGGAGGCCGAGCUGGCCCGCAUGAAGGUGCGGCACAAGGUGAGCCGCAACGAGGACCUGCUGGCCCCGGAGAAGGCAGUAAGCACCGCAGCUUCCCAGGUCCCACGCUACGUCCGGGUCAACACCCUGAAGACUUGUGUGGAUGAUGUGAUCGACUUCUUCAAGCGCCAGGGAUAUGCCUAUCUGGGCAAGGCAGCCAGUGUGGAGGAGCUGAAGACCCUUUCUGGAAAAAAAUUCUUGUUGGAUCUGCAUCUUCCGGAGCUGUUGGUUUUCCCUUCGCAGACAGACCUCCACGACAACCUGCUGUAUACUUCAGGACACGUAAUUCUGCAGGACAAGGCCAGCUGCCUCCCUGCCUUCCUCCUUGGCCCUGUUGCUGGCUCCCAUGUCAUCGAUGCCUGCGCUGCCCCUGGAAACAAGACAAGCCACCUGGCUGCCAUCCUGAAGAACAAGGGACAGAUCUUUGCCUUUGAUGUGGACCCCAAGCGCGUGGCCACCAUGAACACACUGCUGACACGGGCAGGGGUCACUGGCUGCCAGCUGGUCCAGCAGGACUUCCUGACUGUGGACCCCAGAGACCCCAAAUACAGCAGGGUGACCCACAUCCUUCUCGACCCAUCCUGCAGUGGCUCAGCAGGAAUGGUGACCCGGGGGCCAGGGGAGGAGGCAGCCCCAAGUGCUGAACGCUUGCAGGCACUGGCUGGCUUCCAGCGCCGCAUCCUCAGCCAUGCCCUGAGCUUUCCAGCUCUCCGGCGCCUGGUCUACUCCACCUGCUCCCUACACCAGGAAGAGAACGAGGAUGUGGUGCAGGCUGUGCUGCAGGAGUGGGGCUCAGCCUUCAGUCUGGUGACUGCCUUCCCAUCCUGGCCCUGCCGAGGACUCGCGGCCUUCUCUGGAGCAGAGAGCUGCCUCCGUGCUUCCCCUGCAGAGACCCUCACCCAUGGCUUCUUUGUGGCUGUGCUGGAGCGCUGCAGGGAAGGGGCUGAUGCCCCCAGCUCCCUGCCUGCAGCAGCCAAGGAGAACCCACAGCCAGGAGAGGGAACAAAGCCAGGAGCAGCUCCCAAGAAGAGGAAAAAGAAAAAGCAGCAGGUGAAAGAGUGAAACAACAUCAUCUGGACAAAUCCCUGCACAGCUGGGGCUGUGGGGAACAUAUACUGGCCUGAACACAAGUCAAGCUAUGUGCUAACUGCAGUCAUAGUGAGAAUUCUGUUACACCAGGGACUGAGUGCCAACACUGGGACCAACCUGGUGCCAAGAAAGGGCAACUGCUCACUCAGGGCUGCCCCUUGCAGCCAACCCCACCCCAUGUUUGCCCCCAAGGCAAUCCCCACUCUGCACCCUGCAGGGCUGGGGUCAUCCAGCUGGAUUAAGGGUGGUUUAUCAUGUUCCCUCUCGAAAAAAAUUCACUGUAGGGAUAAAGCAGAUUAAAAGUUUCUCGCUCUCCA